Molecule: messenger RNA, 775 nt
Organism: Phanerochaete carnosa HHB-10118-sp
Lineage: Eukaryota; Fungi; Basidiomycota; Agaricomycetes; Polyporales; Phanerochaetaceae
Exons: 1
Coding region: 247-600 (117 amino acids)
Source: RefSeq, a predicted model, not a curated record
UGAGCGAAUUGUCGUCUGAAAUGCGCAGAGAUCGGACUUACUAACACGGAGUAGUCGAGCUGUGGUUCAAGAGAGCGGAGUGACCAUCACCAUGGAACCAUCGUCGGGGAAUCUGAAUCUUGAAUCGCCGCGUAUGUCAACGGCCGGGCUAGCUUUAAAUCGCGCUAAGUAAAUCUGAUUGCAGCCCGACAUCUGGGAUUCCCGCCGACAGACUACGAGGCUUUCGUAACCGAGAGCAUAAGCCGGAUGACCAGGGCGACUGGAUCUGUGGAUCAGCGCGUACUCCGGCAGUGCCUCGGCCUGGCGUCUUCGUACCUCGUCACGGACUCGACGAUGAACCCGUCCGGGGGGCUGACGUCGUGGAACAACGGCAUGAACCGGCUGGUGGACGUGCUGGUAGCGCUGCACAACCGAGGGGAGCUGGAGCUGGACACGAUCAGCGCUGCGAGCAAGGCGUGUUCGGAGUGCUGGACGACGGCGGGGAGCUGGCGGGAGGUCGGGGAGGCGAAGGAGAACGUGCGAGCGAUUGCUGUGCGGCUAAAAGGGAUGCUGGAUGAGAACGGGCGGACUUACCGAGGAGGGCAAGUGUACGUUCCUUAGGCGUCGGUGCCCGUCUUCGGUUUCUGCGAGGUCCCUCCGCAAUUUUUUCUUUCUUUUUUUCUUUCAUUCUUUCUGGACAUGUGGAGGUGGUUGUGAACGAAGUUGUGAUAGGCCGUUUGCGCCUGUGUACUCUAGCCUAAUAUUGAUCUCCGUGCUCUCAGGCACUCGCCCCGCU